Molecule: messenger RNA, 2136 nt
Organism: Brassica oleracea var. oleracea
Lineage: Eukaryota; Viridiplantae; Streptophyta; Magnoliopsida; Brassicales; Brassicaceae
Product: luc7-like protein 3
Exons: 6
Coding region: 156-1163 (335 amino acids)
Biological process (GO): mRNA splice site recognition
Cellular component (GO): U1 snRNP; U2-type prespliceosome
Molecular function (GO): mRNA binding
Source: RefSeq, a predicted model, not a curated record
CAGACGACGCCUUUAGCCAAGCUCCUCUCGUGGCGAACGAAACCCUAAUCAUCACUCCUUGUGCACUUUUCCUCCUCUCUCGAAUUCGAUUCGGAAGCUCCUUGAUUCGCUCUCUGGAUUCGAUUCGAUUCGAUUCGAUUCGUUCGUAAUCCGCCAUGGAUGCUCAACGAGCUCUGUUGGACGAACUUAUGGGCGCAGCUCGUAAUCUGACGGACGAAGAGAGAAGAGGGUUCAAGGAGAUUAAGUGGGAUGACAGAGAGGUCUGCGCAUUCUACAUGGUUCGAUUUUGUCCUCAUGACCUCUUCGUCAACACCAAAAGCGAUCUUGGUGCGUGCUCGAGGAUUCAUGAUCCCAAGCUCAAAGAGAGCUUUGAGAACUCUCCAAGGCAUGAUUCCUAUGUUCCUAAGUUCGAGGCUGAGCUUGUUCAGUUUUGCGAGAAGCUGGUGAAUGAUCUUGACAGGAAGGUAAGGCGUGGACAAGAACGCCUUGCCCAAGAGCUUGAACCUCCUCCACCUCCUUCUCUAUCUGGAGAGAAAGCUGAGCAGCUCGCUGUUUUGGAGGAGAAGAUUAAGAACCUUCUCGAACAAGUGGAAGCUCUUGGUGAAGAAGGCAAAGUCGAUGAAGCUGAAGCCCUGAUGAGGAAGGUGGAAGGGCUUAAUACUGAGAAGGCAGUGUUGAUACAGCGACCAAAUGACAAGGUACUAGCGAUGGUACAAGAGAAGAAGAUGGCACUGUGUGAUGUUUGUGGUUCAUUCCUUGUCUCUAAUGAUGCUGUAGAAAGGACUCAGUCUCAUGUCACUGGGAAGCAGCAUGUUGGCUAUGGCAUGGUCCGGGAUUUUCUUGCUGAACAAAAGGCUUCUAAAGAUAAAGGAAGGGAAGAAGACAGGCUAGUCAGAGGGAAAGAAACAGAUGAUAAGAGGAAACCCAGGGAGAGGGAAAGCGAGAGUAGGAGGAGUGGUUCUAGGGAAAGAGAAAGACACCGUGAUCAUCGGGAUAGAGACAGAGAUGUGGACAGACACAGAGACCGUGGUAGAGAUCAUAGAAAGCCUUAUGACAGGAGAUCCAGGAGUGGGAGAGACGGUCGUGACCGAAGCAGGUCACGUUCUCCUCGUGGAAGGUCUGGUCACAGAAGGGUGUCGAGAAGUCCGGUUCGCCAGUACUAGUUUGAGAGACAACGUGUUGUCUCUUAUGUCUUGGGGCCUGGAACUUUGCAAACUCAUGAGGUAGAACUUGCGACUUUCUACUAAGUUUCAUUGGCAUGUGUGUUUUCUUUUUUAGAACUUGUUAAAAUUUGAAGGAUGAAAAUUGUCUUUCUACCCGUUCAGACAGCUAUUGUAAGAGUUUUAAGACCUUUACCCAACCUCCAUCAGUUAUUUGUUAAGAGGUCAAAAGCGUUGAGGUAGGUAAAAACUGUUUUAACCUUUUACUUUUUUUUCAUUGUAUUUCUCGACAUUAGAGAUGCUAUAGCUUCCUUUUAUUCUCCCUUGUUGUUGAUUCUAAUUCAAAGACUACAGAAUCUAGUGGGCUCGAAUGACAGAUGCUAUAUUGAGGUAACAUUUAUACAAAACAGAAGUCAUAUUUAUUAGAGGUUGGGUUCAGUAAUUCUGUUUAUUCUUCGAGUUCUCUGUCUACACAUUUUGUGCUAGAGCAAUGUCAUAAAACGAGGAAGAUCUGCAUAUGUGUGAAGCAUUGUUUGAUGAUACCCUCAUGGAGCAUAUUGAUGGUCGUGGCUAUACCGCAUUCUCCGCUGUUAUAUCAACCUUUUAGUCAUUUUUCAUCAAAUUAUUUCAUUGGUCAGGAUGGUAGACUCGUCGUGACUUUUAUGGUCGCUUGGAAGGUCACAAGGAUAACAACUUUUAACAUUUGCAGAGUCAUCGAUGAUAGGUUCAAAACAUUUGGACAACCAGAUGUUUGUGGACAUUAUUCGUCAUGCAACUAUGUUCGGGGUUAGUUAGACUUCCUGGAUUUUCAAAGCAAGACACAAGUCAAAUUCAUAGAUGGCGAAAAAAUAGAUCUAAUUAGCUGUUGUUUUGGUUCUCCUUUCUGGAAUCAGUCCACUAUUAUAUGUUAUAGUUUGAAGUGUAUCUCGUUUCUUCUUUGUUUAAAGAGGUAAAAUAAAUAGACCUUCAAUACCUU